Lytechinus pictus (painted urchin) is the source of this 6393-nucleotide messenger RNA. RefSeq names its product ubiquitin-conjugating enzyme E2 R2-like. Gene Ontology annotation, biological process: protein polyubiquitination; ubiquitin-dependent protein catabolic process. Lineage: Eukaryota; Metazoa; Echinodermata; Echinoidea; Temnopleuroida; Toxopneustidae. The transcript has 5 exons. The record is from RefSeq and is a predicted model, not a curated record. The coding region runs from base 263 to 1000 and encodes 245 amino acids. Gene Ontology annotation, molecular function: ubiquitin conjugating enzyme activity.
AUAGUGCAUGCAUGCAGCGCAGCGCAGUGCAUGCAAUACAUAACACACGUACACAUACACUAGGAGAUUGCAUUGCUUACGUCGAACAACAACAAAGUCUUCGUGAAACGUAUCGAAGAAUAAGGCAAAUCAGACGAGCAGUGUCGUCUUCCUUUUAAUAGCGGCAGUAGAAAGACACUUUGAUUAUUCAAAUUUCUGUUCAAUUAAAAACCUGAAGAAAAAAUAGCAAAAAAGGAUAAAAUAGAGAAAAAGUUUGGGGGAAAUGGCCACAACAACCAGCGUAGCGACGACCAGUGCUCUACGGGCCUUGCGUGCAGAACUGAUCAAACUCAGUAAAGAACCAGUGGAAGGUUUUAUUGUCAAGGCAAAUGAUGAGAAUCUCUUUGAUUGGGAAGUUGCAAUUUUUGGUCCACCAGGAACAUUAUAUGAAGGAGGAUAUUUUAAGGCAAUUAUGAAGUUUCCACAUGACUACCCGUAUUCGCCUCCGACAUUCAGAUUUCUCACAAAGAUGUGGCAUCCCAACAUAUAUGAGAAUAGCGGUGAUGUGUGUAUAUCCAUCCUACACCCCCCUGUGGCAGAUGAACAGAGCGGAGAGCUGCCGUCGGAAAGGUGGAAUCCAACACAGAAUGUCAGAACAAUUUUAUUGAGCGUAAUCUCACUACUCAACGAGCCCAAUACCUACUCCCCUGCCAAUGUGGAUGCCUCAGUAAUGUACAGACGGUGGAAAGACUCAAAAGGAAAAAACAAAGAGUACGAGGACCUUAUUAAGAAACAAGUAAAAAGAACGGAGUUGGAUGCACAAAAGGAUUCCGUUGUCGUGCCGACCACACUGGAAGAAUACUGCAUCAAGACGAAAGAAACACCACAAUCUCAAAGCUCUGUAGAUCUGGCCGACUUCUACGAUGACGACGACGACUAUGGCGUGGAGGACGAUGAUAUUGACGAUGAUGAAGACUGUUACUAUGACGAUGAGGACGAUUCUGGAAAUGGGGAGUCGUGACAAGAACUCUGCACCUGAACUCUUAUACAACUGUACAUGAUGUCAUUUUCUCAAGAAAAAAAUAUAUUAUCCUGCAUUUACAAAAAAAAAGGGAAAAAUUUUAACUCUCUAAAGAUGAUCAUCUUGCAAAUACUCUUCAAAGUGUUUAUCUUUUUACUGCCAUUUUACAAAGAAGCCAUUUGUGGAUAUAACCAUCUGUAGAUAGAAAAAAAAGAGAAAAAUUAGUAUGCUUUUGAUCAACAUGUGAGAAUAUUGAACCUCCUUUUCGGUUGUGUAGUAAAUGUAACUCCACGGAAUCCACAUGAUUGCUUCCUAUUUAUCCUUCUUUAGAAAUAAAAGAAUCAAAUGCACAUUUAUUGUUGAUACACAAGUUGAUUUUUUUUGGGGGGGUAAGAUUACAAGUCAAGGUAUAGAAGCCACAAGAGCAUAGGAUUGUUAUUCUUUGCAUUGAGGUAGGACUUCAAAUGUGUUCUGUUCAGCUCUAAAGCAUUUCAUUUUGAAGGCAUAUUUUCAGCACUUCGUUUAUCUUAUCUAAUCACAUGGUUAUGGUGUCUUAUUGUGUGCAAGUUUUUGCCUGUAUUUGUCCGUGGAGUUUUUGUCUCUGCCUCCUGGUACACUUUGACGACUCCCACAACGCUGUUAUUGUAGCCUUUUGUAUCAUCAAUUCAAGAUUUACUUUGCAAGAAGUUGUACACAACCUCUGGAUUUAGAAGGACUUGUCCCCCGGAGACGAUUCCUCUACAAAUAUGUUCUUGGAACGCAUCCUAUCUGGUGGACAUGUCCCUCUAUUGCUACUGCUUCAAAGACGAAUUCUAAGUUACACUGUACCUUGAGAGUUGUCCUAGAAUCUUCCUAGACAGCACCAACGUUCAUCCCUUAGCCAUCGGUUAUCUUCCGAGACACACCCAUGGUCGGUCUGAACUUCUUUUCUUCAAACGGUUGGUCAAAAGGACAGGAGGAAAGGGAAAGGCAAUGUCAUGGAGACGAGAUAUGAUUGUUUGUUAUUUAUUGAUGCGAGAUUGAGAUUGUACAAAGGUUGGCAAGUUGAUAUAGAAUAUGGUUUAGAUAUAUGUGAUCAUGGUUAUAAUUCAAAUGUAUCUCUAUGUGAGUGUGUGUAACCUUUAUAUAUCCUAUUUUAUUUCUCUUGUUUUUUACAUUAAUUAUGUGUCUUUAAUGUUUUAUUCAUGCUUUUUAAUGUAUAGACUUUGUAUUAAUGUUUUCACUCUAGUAAGAACAAGGAGGGGUGAAUGUCUAGUGAACAAUGAGCAUACAAUUUUGUAAUAGGCUUGUUCUGUCCUAAAAUUUCUGAAGGAUAUUUAGGAUUAAUGACUGAUAUUUUCAAUAUUUUUAUUAUUGAUUACUUGGAGCAAUGUUUGUGAUUCAGGAACAGCUGACAUGUGCAAAUAACAGUGAUGCCAAUUCUAAGCUAUAAAAAAUAAUAUUCUGUUCCUAUGAAAAGGGACAGCGAUGCUCAACCCCCCCCCAAAAAAAAAAAAAAAAAAAUUAAAAUAAAAUGCUAGACUUUGCCUUGGUUUCCUGACAUAUACCAGGUGAUUUUACGAAAACACAAAACACUUGCUCUACUUUCCUCUAUUUCUAAGUUUUCUUUCAGCUGUUCAUCAAGUAGUGUAUGUGUACCGUAUAUAUUAGCUGUGUGCAUAAGGGAGUGUCAUUGAGCGGCUGUCAAGCAUGGAAAUAUGCCAACGUACUGUGCGUGAUAUCAGGGUUCGGUAACACAAAGGUUUAUAGCGAUUCAUCAUAUGCAUGAUUUUCCGGGUUUAUUGCACACUGUUUUCAAUGCAAUCAAUUGUAAAAAAAAUGUUCUACAAUGAUUACUAAUGUUUGUGUUUCGGGCCCCAGGGUCCGGUAACACAAAGGUUAGCCAUUAAUCAUAUGCAUGACUUUUACGAUUGAUUGUACAUUGUAGUCAAUGCAAUCAAUCGUUAAAAUAAUGUUCUACGAUGAUUGCUCAGCUUUGUGUUGAGGGUCCCUGCUCUUUCUUCUUCCUUAUCCCAUUUCUUGGUUAGAAAACGGCACAAAAUAUCGAGUAUUCAAAUUCUUUAUUUCAAGAAUCACCCUUUUAUUGUAAAAAAAAAAAACAUUUCAUUGGGAUCUAAAACACAUGGCUAUGAUUCAGGUUAUUUGAUAUUUGACCUCAGCAUUUAAGUCCACAAAUCAAUUACGACAUAUGAAAAAUGCUAUGUUCAUGCCGAUGAUACGUGUACAAAAAGUAGAUGGGUAUUGCUAACUUCAUUUUCUUUCCUGAUGUGGAAUGUUUCCUUGUUAUUAUAGAAAAGAGAAAAUUUUUAUAAAUCCAAAGAAACCCUGUAUUAUUUUUUUAAGGUCCGUGCAGAUUGAGUUUGAGAAAGGAAAAGUAAGAUACAGGGAACAAAGUUUUCUUAAAAGUUUACAAGACAAGAAGAAUGAAUGUCUGGUUUUCUCAAGGUUUGUAAUGGUAAAACUGCCUUAUCUGGGAGUAGUUCAUGAAACAAUAUUUCAGUGACUAUUGAUAUAUAUGUGACUAAAAAAUCCUUCAUAAUUACAAUAAUGAUAACGUCAUAUUUUACCCAGGGUAGUCACUUCAGUUCCGAAACGGUUCUACCAGCGGCCCUGCUUGACAUGAUAGUGUUAUUAUUACCCCUGGUUUAGCAUGGCUACCUUGAUCAAUCCUUGUAUCCGAUUGACUCGAAAACAAAUAACUCAGUAGAAAUCACUCAUAAGAAACUUCAUGAACUCUCCCCUGAAGUAUAUUUUUAGGAAAUGAUGAGUGUUUUGUCUUCCCGAGCGUGGAUGUCUAUUGACUGAUACAUGUGUUUUGUCACAGGCAUUAUGAAUUCAUAGAUUUUGAAAGGUUUGCAAAUGUCUUUUGCCUUUCUGGGUGCCUGUGAUGUUUGAACUGUAUUAGUUGUUGCUUUAAAGCUGAAACCAGGUAGUUCUUGUACAAAGUGUUGAUAUCACAAAACAUCUUUUUUUUAAAAUCAAUUUUAGCAUUUUCAUACCAUAUCUUGGCGUAGCAUUAUGAUAAGAAACAUCCACAACCAUAAUAUAGUGGGAAUCAGUACAUAGGGACCCAAGCUGUGGCCGUAUGAAUCAAUACCUACUAAGCACUUCAAAAAUGAGUGUAAACUGGGCUAGCUCAUUGCUGUUUGGCUAUUGAACUAUGGUCUUGAAAAUGCUGAAAUGCACAAAAAGCAUCUGAUGUCACAAUCUGGUACUCUAAUGGAAAUGUUCAACUUCACUUUACUUUAAUAUGUAAAGUGUGCAAGUUCUUAACUGCUUUGAUAGAAUGAGCCAGCUAGAGUUUCAUUCUGCCCAUGGGCUGAAAAGAAUCAUUGACAUGGUAGUUUUCUACUUCCCCAAGAUUGGCAUUAUUGUACAAUAAUGUCAAUUUUACAAUAUUGUUCAUUUGCUAUUGAUGAAAUCCACUGUUAAGCAACAAAUGGUUGGUAUUUGGAAGUGGGCCUAAUAACGGUUAAUGUGCUCUGAGCAGACAGUGGUGGUUGAUGUCAAGUGUAAGUGUUGACCUUUUAGUGUUAGUGUUGGGCCGGUUUCUACACCACCGUAGCACAAAAUGAAGCUUGUCUUGGGACAAAUAUAUUACCAGGUGCUGAUCUAUCAGUUAUGUGAUUUCAAUCAUUCUUUGUAAACUCUUUUUAGGCAGGGAUGUAGUCGAUGUCGGUAUGUCUACGUCACAAGGCCACUGGAGAAAAAAAAAAUCUCCCAUAGACUUUGUAUGUGUGACUUUGCCUGUAGCCAAGGCCUCAACUAGGUGUAUGACUUUACAGUGAACUCACACCUACAUGUACAUGUAGAUCUUUCUAAAACAUCCCCAGUUGCCCGUUACACAAAGCUUGGCAAUGAUCAUAGAACAUUUUUCUACGAUUGAUUCCAUUGACUACAAUGUACAAUCAAUCGUGAAAAUCAAGUGUACGAUUAAUCGCUAACCUUUGUGUUUCGGGACCCUGGUGUAUACAAUAUCUGUCUUUCAUAGAGUUUUUUUAUCCCGCAUGUAUCACAAAGAUUGGUAAACUGAGAUAUCAUUUUCCUUUGAAAAGACACUUAUGUUGCAGGAAACCUAUUCCAAAUAAAGGGACAUGGGUAAGUUUUUUUAAAUGAGAUGAUGGUUUUGAUCAGUCUCGAGUCAGAUUGGUUGGUGUGACUGCAAAAUCUGGCGGCAAUUUUGUGUUGCUUCACGUUUGAAGGAGAAGCCAUUGAUGUCCUCGUAAUCCGCAUCGAGUCUCGGACUGUAUCCAUAAAAAGUGAUUUUAAUAGUCUGACCUAUAAUAUAGCAUUGCAUUUAUUAUAUCUGUAUUUUUAUUUUGCUUACAUGUAUGUAUGUAUGGCUUUAAGGUUGAUUAAUUCUAAUUUUCAUAUAGGUCAUUUAAUGAGUACAUGUAUGUUUACUUCUUCAAAAAGCAUUUAUGAAACAUCUUACAUUUUUCUUUCAUAUUAAAGGGAAUUUUUUUUUCUCACUUUUAUGUGUUACUUUGAAGAUUAGUAUCUUACACACAGCAGCAUUGAUAUUUGUAGUGCAUCCAAAUUGGAAUCAGGGAUAAUCUAAAAAGAAUUUUCAAGGCUACUUUUUGAGCUCCUAGAUUAGCCCAAUUUCACUACAUGGUAUUACAGUUUAUAUUGGACCCUAUUGGAAUUUCAGGGACCCUUUAUACAUUUUCUAGGGCUCUGUAGGGCAUUUUGGGGGUGAAUUCCCACAUAGCCCCUGUGUUUUUCCCCCCUGAUUUGCACACGUGUGAUUUUAACUCAUUUAGGUAUACAGCUCUGCAAAUGUCAAGCUCAAUCUCCUUUCGCUCCACAAAAUGGUUGAAAUUGAAUAAAAAAUUAUCCACUAAUAUAUAACCCGAAGAAAAUAAAAGUGGAUGGAAAAUUGAUAGAAAUUAACGUAACCAGAAUUUAGUGAAUAACCACUUUGCAUUUUUUAUGGUCAGUGAUUCAGAAAACUUUAUUGUGUUGCCAAUUUGAAAUGUGUAAUGAUAAGCACAAGUCAUAAGGUUUCUACAUUCAAGCGACACAACGUACUGCACAGGAAAUGGUGUUUAUUUUUGGUAGUAUAUUCAUCAUCUAACCACAUGACUCGAUGUGAAGAGAAAGUACACAUAUGUACCAUAAAGGAGACACUGUACAUACCUCUCUGGGUUCUUAUGUUUGUGAAAUACACCCCCGCUUGAUCUCUAUGUCUCCCUGUCCCCUUUUUCAUGCCAAAGUGUUCAUUUGCAAUUGAAGAUGAGAAAUAGAAUAUCAGCAGUGUGAUAUAUUUCAUUAUGUCUAUAAUACAAUGAAUGUAAACAAGAUGAGGAUCAGAAUCACUUUGUAAUGCAGGACUUUUCAAGUAUUUAAUAAUAAAUCUGUAAAUUGUUGUCAAAAAUAUAUAACAGAAA